AUGAUGUUGACACAGGAAGAUGACAAACAAGAAAGUCAUUUUCACAUUGCUGUUAGUUGCAUUGCUCAGUCACUCAAGGCUCAUAUUAUCAAUCGGUCAAAUGAUGAAAUUGCAAUAUGCUUCUUUAACACUCGUGAAAAGAAGAAUCUUCAGGAUCUAAAUGGUGUCUAUGUCUAUAAUGUUCCAGAAAGAGAGUGUAUUGACCGUCCAACAGCGAGGCUGAUUAAAGACUUCGAUCUCAUAGAAGACUCAUUUAUAAAAGAUAUUGGCAGUCAAAAUGGUAUAGUCUCAGAUUCUCGGGAGAAUUCUCUUUAUAGUGCUCUCUGGGUUGCACAAGCACUGCUGCGCAAAGGAUCUUCAAAGACAGCAGAUAAGCGCAUAUUUCUAUUCACCAAUGAGGAUGAUCCUUUUGGGAGUAUGAGGAUUUCUGUAAAAGAGGAUAUGACAAGGACUACCUUGCAGAGAGCUAAGGAUGCACAAGACCUUGGCAUCUCAAUCGAGCUUCUUCCCCUCAGCCAGCAUGAUAAGCAAUUCAAUAUAUCUCUCUUCUACAAGGAUUUAAUUGGAUUAAACAGUGAUGAACUUACGGAGUUCAUGCCAUCAGUUGGACAGAAUCAGAAUAUCAUGUUCACAGCCGCAGAGCUAUCCCAAGUAAAAAAAAUAUCAACUGGACACUUGAGACUGUUGGGUUUCAAGCCACUUAGUUGCCUCAAAGAUUAUCACAAUAUGAAGCCUUCUACAUUUCUCUAUCCAAGUGAUAAGGAAGUUAUUGGGAGCACUCGUGCAUUCAUUGCCUUGCAUAGAUCCAUGAUACAGCUUGGACGUUUUGCUGUUGCAUUUUAUGGUGGCACUACACCUCCAAGAUUGGUUGCGCUUAUUGCUCAGUUGCAUUCGAAACCUGGUGUAGCUGCUCCUCGAGCAUCAGACGAGCAGCUUAAAAAGGCAUCAGCUCUAAUGCGACGUCUAGAGUUAAAAGACUUUUCUGUUAGCCAAUUUGCUAAUCCAGCUUUACAGAGACACUACGCGAUCUUGCAAGCCAUUGCACUGGAUGAAGACGAGCUUCGUGAAACAAAAGACGAGACGCUUCCUGACGAAGAAGGAAUGAAGAGACCUGGAGUUGUAAAAGCAAUAGAAGAGUUUAAGCAGUCGAUUUACGGUGAUGACUCUGGUGAAGAAAGUGACUCAGGGGCAAAGGAUAAAUCAAGAAAGCGAAAAGCAGGUGUUGCAGAUGCAGGAAAUUAUGACUAUAUAGAGCUUGCAAAUACGGGAAAGCUUAAGGACUUGACGGUGGUCGAACUGAAGACGUAUUUGACUGCCAACAAUCUUCCUGUUGGCGGGAAGAAAGAAGUUCUGAUCAAUCGGAUUCUGACUCACAUUGGUACUAAGACUUAA
This is a messenger RNA of Thlaspi arvense, 1392 nucleotides long. NCBI's taxonomy places the organism in Eukaryota, Viridiplantae, Streptophyta, Magnoliopsida, Brassicales, Brassicaceae. The record is from the annotation of a GenBank genome assembly.